AUGGGAAAUAAUCUAAAAUCUCGUCUUCAUAUACAUAAAAAAGACGAUCAUUCAUCACAUGAUCAUGAUCAUGAUCACGAUCAUGGUGCACAUGCAUCAACUCAUGGUACAAACGCAGCUCACAAUGAAGUUGAUGAAAAAAUAAUGAGUGGUACUAAUCGUGCUCGUGCUGCAGAUCCACAUGCAUCAGAUACUAGUCGAGGAGCAGUACCCGCACCUUCUCAUACUGAACCAGCACAAACAACGACGACUGUAACUCGUGGACGUCCAUAA
Molecule: messenger RNA, 273 nt
Organism: Adineta steineri
Lineage: Eukaryota; Metazoa; Rotifera; Eurotatoria; Adinetida; Adinetidae
Source: the annotation of a GenBank genome assembly